UAUAACUUUCAACCGAUAAUCAACAAUUAAAAAAAAAAGCACAUUCCUGAUCUACCUGAUAAGUAGUUUAAUAAAAUGUGAAAAACGAACACAUUAUUGGGCAAAUGUGACCUGCAGAGACAGAGUCAAAGAACAAAAGAGAAAUGGCACCGAAGAGUUUGCUUUUCCUUUGUUUUGUAGCUUUGUUGAGAACUCUCUGGGGUGUUCCUUUCCCAAGAAAUGAUGAUGCCGAAAAUGCUGGACAUACUAUUUAUGGAGCAGAUUCACGUGAUCGUACACUUUCCAUUGCCGCACGCGAAGAUGCCAGUGGCGUGGAAGAUGCCAGUGCUGAGGCAGUUGACUUUGGCGAGACAGAAGAGAGUGGUGGAGAAGCUAGUGGCGCGGAAGAUGUCGAUGAUGCUGCAGAAGCCAGUGCCCCUGUAAUUUUAGGGUCUAACAUUCGUAAUGCUGGAGGUGUUGGAGGUGACGAAGAUGCCGAAGAGGCAGGUCAUGCUGUUGUUUUUCUGGGUAAUGAAGUUGCUGGGGUCAUUGCGAAGGGUAGUGAUGAUGAAGAUCGCUUUGCUACCGCAAAUCACCCUGUUCCAGGGGCUGGCUUCAUGGUUCCGAAUGUUCGUGUUGGAGGAAAAGCUAUUGUUGCUAAAGAUUUAAGGGAUCCUAGGAUUAUUUUUGGUGCUACAGAUGCCCCUGAUGAUGCAUAUCCCAGCGAUGCUGCAGAUGCAAGUGAUUUUCCUGAAGAAGCAGAAGAAAAAGAAUUCGACGAGGAGAGCUUGUCCUCGUCUGGCGGGUCACUAUUUAACGGGAAAUUUUGUUCCAUCUGUUUGUAUGUAAUUCCAUGCUUGCUAUUCAAUGUGAUUUAGAGCUGGUUUGCUUCAAUACUGGUCAUAAAUUGUUUCAAUUCUAAAAGGCAAGAUAAAGCAUUACUUCUUACCGUUUUCUCCAGGCAUGUAUUAUUGGGGCUUCAACAUUGUAUUUCAAGCUUGUUGUCAAUCAAUCAGUCAAUCAAUCAAUCAAUCAAUCAAUUUAUUAAUUCAAACGUGUGAUAAGGUUGCCUUCCAUAUCCGAGCCAGAGGCUAAUGUAUAAAGCGCUUGACAAUAAGAAAAAGAUAAAAGUGUAAGUUGAUAAAAGUGUAAGUGUAAGUUGAUAAAAAAACAGACUUUAUUAAAUACCAAUACAAACGCACUAAUGCUUUGCCCGCGACCGCAAGCAGAAUAAAAAAGUAGUAUUGCACUCAAGUUAAUAUAAGAAACAAUUAACACCCCAAAAUUAAGAAUAUGACGUUAAAAUCCCCAUGAUAGACAACAGUUACAUUUACAG
Molecule: messenger RNA, 1315 nt
Organism: Orbicella faveolata
Lineage: Eukaryota; Metazoa; Cnidaria; Anthozoa; Scleractinia; Merulinidae
Source: RefSeq, a predicted model, not a curated record